CAACAGUUCUAAUUAUCCAGAACAUAAAUAUAAAAAUAAAUUAAAAUCCUCCUCACACGUAUAAUAGAAAGUUUUUCAGGCUAGAGUCGGUCUUUUUUUCAACAAGAUUAGAUUUUAUUCUUCAUUUUUGCAGUGUUUUACUUAAUUACUGCAUCUCCUCAUCUGCAAAAGGGUCUCUGAAUUUAAUAUCAGCUAAGGUCAUCGACAGAUCUAGAUUUUCUGCCACAAUUUCCGCUGGAAUCCUUAUUUUUUGACUUUCGGCAAAGGCAAGAAAAAUAUAUAUAAACAAGUUCGUAGUUCACUUUCUUGUUUUCCUUCUACUUUUAGUUUAGUCUUUUGAUCAAAGUUGUUUUCAAAUUCCUUAGUUUAAGUUUUAUAGAUAUCUGUGAGCCGACCCAGAUUACUGUGCAGCAAUUUUGUUUUUUAACCUCCUCUGGAUUCUCAGCUUGUUUGUUUUAGAAGAAUGAUAUAGUUAUCUUGUUCUGUUAAUUGUCUUUGUUAAUUCCUUUAAAAGGGUUUGUUUGUUUCAUAAGUUGGGAUCUGGGUUUUUCUUUGCUUUGUAGUUUCCUUGUGUUUAAGAGAAUCCUGUUUUAGUCUCAGUUAAAAGUUCUCAAUUUUUCAAUUAGGGUUUUAGUUUGGGUAAUUUGUGAUCAUGGAUGCUCGUCAAACUGUUGUUUCACCAUUCAAGAACUCGUCGGCUAAUCAAUUGAGGGAACUUGGGGUUAGUAGCAGGAAUGAAGUCAUGGCUAAAGAUUCAGAUGGAUGCAUAGGUGUUCUUGAGGUUUAUAUACAUGAAGCUAAGGAAAUUCACAAUAUCUGCAUAUAUCAGAAACAAGAUGUUUAUGCAAAGAUAUGUUUAACUAGUAAUCCUGAGGUUACUGUUUCUACUCGGAUUAUUAAUGGUGGGGGGAGGAAUCCAGUGUUUGAUGAGUGUCUUAAACUUGAUGUUGGAACUAUUGAGUCGUCGCUCAAGUGUGAAAUUUGGAUGCUCAGUAGGGUAAAGAAUUAUCUUGAAGACCAAUUGUUGGGGUUUGCAUUGGUACCAUUGUCUGAAAUUCUAGUUGGGAAUGGAAUGCUAGCUCAAGAAUUUUCACUCUCGUCAAGCGAUAUGUUCCAUUCCCCAGCUGGGAUGGUCCAGUUAUCAUUGUCAUACAGUGGAGCUUCACCAGAUGUUUUGGCAAUUCCUGAUCCGAGCCAGUCUCUUUCUGCUAACAAAGCUUUACAGGGUUCAGAAGUAGGCGAUUCAAUUCCAUGUGACUAUGUUAAGAUCGAGUUCCCUGAUCCUCAAAUUGUGAAUGAAAAUGAUCAGAUGGUAUCAGAUUAUUUUGAUAUGCAAUGCAACACUGUGGAAUCUCAAAGCUCUGAGAGCUUGGGCAAUUCAGAAAUCGAGAAUCAUGCUAAUACAGAUGUAUCUGCUCAUGUCGUGGAGAAACCGUUGGCCUUCAAUAAUCUUGCAAGAAUUGAAGCUCCAAAUACUGAUACACCCCAGAGCAGUGUUUCGACAAACGGCGGGUCUCCUUCGGCUUCAGUUACAGCCAGUUCUCAAUCCAACUGUGACACUCCAGGAGCUUCAAAGUCUUCCACUUCAGAACUGGUGUCACCUUUUAAAAAGAAAAAUACUACUGAUGCCUCAGAAACCGAGGCUGAGGCUGAAUCUGAAUCGUCAAAUGGUGCUGAGAGCAAAAGUAAAGCAUUUGCGCAGUCUGUUUUCAAGGUAAACAUCGAACCAGAGCAACAAGUCGUGCAACAGGACAUAGUUGAUAUGUACAUGAAAAGCAUGCAACAAUUUACUGACUCAUUAGCAAAGAUGAAACUUCCUCUGGAGGGUGAAAAUGGAAAUGGAGCUACUUCAGGAAAUGACAGUUCAAAUUCUGAUCAGAAAAUACCUGCGGCGAAGGGACCAGGAUCCAGAGUGUUUUAUGGGAGUAGGGCUUUCUUCUGAGCCUUUGUUUGACUGGUUAGAGGAUUCACAGGUGACUUGUAGCCAUUAGAAUCAAUUCCUGGUAGUAAUGGUAUGCAGUAAGUAGUAGUAACGGUAAGCUUUUUAUGAGUAGUAUUGUAGUAGAAUGUUUGUUUAUGUAUGUUGUGGAUUAGAUGAUGCAAAGAACAUCGACUUGUAUGUUAUCUUGUCUUUGUUCUGUUAGAACUGAAGUUUAGUCCGGUGGUGAUUGUUCUAUGAACAUUUUCCUCUAACCAGAGUGUUUUUACAUGUAUUCUAGGCUUUAGUAUGUUAUCGGAUAAGUAUUUACAUGCUUUUGUAUGUUACAUCUGGACCAUGUUGUUGCCAUUAUCUAUUUUAAGCCAGUUAAUUAUGAACAGCUUUAAAGAUUUUUGUUCUCA
Molecule: messenger RNA, 2340 nt
Organism: Papaver somniferum (opium poppy)
Lineage: Eukaryota; Viridiplantae; Streptophyta; Magnoliopsida; Ranunculales; Papaveraceae
Exons: 1
Coding region: 653-1942 (429 amino acids)
Source: RefSeq, a predicted model, not a curated record